GUGAAUAUCACAGAGUCAUAUGAACUAUUUGAGUAAAAUCUAGAUCUUGUAUUAAUUCACUUCCCUCCAAAAAAACCAACAAUGUCUUCUGUUCUUCCUUCACCAUCACUUUUAAUUAACAAAGAAACGAAAUUUAGACAAAACCAUUUAACCUUUGAUGCAUCUUUUCUUCAGAAUGAAACUAGCAUACCCCAACAAUUCGUGUGGCCAGAGGAGGAAAAGCCCCGCCGCGAGCCACCACCGCCGCAACUACAUGUUCCUCCCAUUGACCUUAAGGGUUUCUUCACCGGCGAACCACUCGCUGUGUCCAAUGCAGCUCAAUUAAUUGACUCUGCGUGUCGAAAGCAUGGGUUCUUUCAAGUUGUUAACCAUGGUAUUGAUUCUAGGUUAAUCAAUGAAGCUCACAAGAUCAUGGAUCUUUUCUUUGGAAUGCCACUUUCUGAGAAGCAAAGGGCUCAAAGAAAACUUGGAGAGUAUUGUGGAUAUGCUAGUAGUUUCACUAAUAGAUUCUCUUCCAAGCUUCCAUGGAAAGAAACACUUUCUUUAAGGUAUUCUGCGGAUCCAAAAUGCUCAAACUUAGUUCAAGAUUACUUCUUGAAUGUGAUGGGAGAAGACUUUAGCUAUAUCGGGAGAGUUUGUCAAGAAUAUUGUGAAGCUAUAAGCAAACUAUCUAUUGAUAUCAUGGAGCUGCUAGGAACGAGCCUAGGAGUUGGUAAAUCCCAUUUUAGGGACUUCUAUGAAGAACACGAUUCAAUUAUGAGAUUAAACUACUAUCCGCCUUGCCAAAAACCCGAUCAAACACUUGGAACCGGUCCUCAUUGUGAUCCAACAUCUCUUACUAUUCUUCAUCAAGAUAAUGUCGGUGGGCUUGAAGUUUAUGUGGACGAAAAAUGGCACUCUAUUGCUCCAUGUUCAGAAGCUUUUGUCAUUAAUAUUGGAGAUACAUUCAUGGCACUGUCAAACGGAUUAUACAAGAGCUGUUUACACAGAGCGGUUGUGAACAACCAUACGCCAAGAAAGUCCCUCGCGUUCUUUCUGAGUCCGAAAAUGGACAAAGUGGUAUGUCCCCCUAAAGCGUUGGUCGAAGACAUCAAUAACCCGAGAAUAUAUCCAGAUUUUACAUGGUCCACUUUCCUUGAGUUCACUCAGAAACAUUAUAGAGCAGACAUGAAUACCUUUGAAGCCUUCUCAAAAUGGCUUCAGAAUGGAAGAAAAUGCAUUUCAGAACUAUAGUGGAAUAUCUAAUUCCGCAUCCAGUUUCGGUUUUGUACAAAGUCAAUAAUCCUUUAAAUAUCAGUCAAUCUACGCAAGAUUAUGCAGAAAAAAACAUGAUGCUUGGUUUGUUUACAUGGGCAGAUGUGCACUUCUAAAGUUAAAACAAAAUAUUUUCAAUAAGAUUAUGAAUGAUAUUA
This is a messenger RNA of Helianthus annuus (common sunflower), 1412 nucleotides long. Its product is annotated as gibberellin 20 oxidase 1-D. Gene Ontology annotation, biological process: flower development; response to light stimulus; gibberellin biosynthetic process. The record is from RefSeq and is a predicted model, not a curated record. The transcript has 3 exons. Gene Ontology annotation, molecular function: gibberellin 20-oxidase activity. The coding region runs from base 82 to 1233 and encodes 383 amino acids. NCBI's taxonomy places the organism in Eukaryota, Viridiplantae, Streptophyta, Magnoliopsida, Asterales, Asteraceae.